This is a messenger RNA of Corvus hawaiiensis (hawaiian crow), 510 nucleotides long. RefSeq names its product H-2 class II histocompatibility antigen, I-E beta chain-like. Gene Ontology annotation, cellular component: MHC class II protein complex; membrane. The record is from RefSeq and is a predicted model, not a curated record. NCBI's taxonomy places the organism in Eukaryota, Metazoa, Chordata, Aves, Passeriformes, Corvidae. Gene Ontology annotation, biological process: immune response; antigen processing and presentation.
AUGGGGCGAGUGGCAGCAGCUGGGGCCGUGCUGGUGGCACUGGUGGUGCUGGGAGCCCCCCUGGCUACGGGCACGGAGCUCUCGGGGGUGUCACAGUAUGUGGGAAAGGCCAGUCACUUCAUUAACGGCGCCGAUGGGGUGAGGUUCGUGGAGAGGCACAUCUACAACCGGGAGCAGCUCCUGCACUUUGACUCCUCACUUUUGUCAGCGAUGUGUGCCAGGCGCUGGAACAGCGACCAGGAAUGGAUGGAGAACAGACAGGCUCAGGUGGAUAUGUUCUGCCGGCACAACUACCAGGUGUUCAGCCCAUUCAGCGUGGGCUGCAGAGGCAAGCAUGGGGCAGAGCGUGUCCUCUGGGGCCCUGCCCUGGAAAUGACCCUGGAGUCUUUAAAAACCUCCCUGGGAAUCACCCCAGAGCCAUAAGCGCUCCUUGUGCCCAUUCCCAGGGCCUCCCGCCCCCACCAAGUGACUCCCGUCGCUGUCCCAGUCCAUCCCGCCCCCGUGUAUCCA